Messenger RNA from Synchiropus splendidus (mandarinfish), 3032 nucleotides. RefSeq names its product chromosome 1 C1orf53 homolog (gene c1h1orf53). Bases 120 to 512 code for a protein of 130 amino acids. NCBI's taxonomy places the organism in Eukaryota, Metazoa, Chordata, Actinopteri, Syngnathiformes, Callionymidae. The transcript has 3 exons. The record is from RefSeq and is a predicted model, not a curated record.
GUCUCUCUCUGCUGACGGUACUUGACCAACUUUGUGUCACUUGUUCGAAUACUUGGAAUUUGCCGUGAAUUAGACACCGACAUGGUUAAUUACUGCCGUGUUUUAGGACUCUGGUAAAGAUGAAUGUAAGCAGAUCGAUUCUUCGUGUCCAGUUAUGUGAUCGAGCAGUCAAAAGGUCAACAUCGAAAAAGACCGACAAAAGCCGAACUCGAUGUCGAGAUGACUACGUUAGUGGAAAUGCGGAGACGGAAGCCGAGACAGUGGACGUGGAAUCAGUUGCCGGACAGUUGACAGAGAUGGAGCUGGAGAUUGACUUGGUCCACAGAGAAGCAUGUGCCGCAAAGAAGCAGAUGUACGUCGACCCUUCCAGUGGGUACAAGGUGUUCACAGAGUAUGCCCACGUUCAGAGAGGGAAGUGCUGUGGCAGCGCGUGCAGACAUUGUCCAUAUGGUCAAGUCAGCGUGAAGGAUCCCACCAUGAGGAAACACUUCAACUCUCGGUUUUAUGUUUAGGCUUGGUGCCAAAUCUAGUGUAUGAAAUGUAGUUCGCAAUUGCGCUAAUCUGACCUUCAAACCUGUUGAUGGCCUGGUUGGAAAACUUACCGACUUCCAGUGAAGCAAACUCUUAACAACUAUUGGGACAAAAAAGAAAGAAAGUUUAAUUUUUGUGCGUUUCAUUUAUUUGUCUGCCUGUGUAUGAUGCUUGACUUUCUGUGCCAACCCCUAAAGGGAACGUCAAAAGAUGCUAAAAUAUCAGCUGCCAUUACAAGUUGGAUGUAUAGACAUUACAAUAGAAUAUAAUUGAGAAGCACUGCCCUAUAUUUCAGGAGCACAUAUCAAGAGUAAUUUAGUAUGAAUAAUAUUCUCCAACUUGGUCAAAACUCUGUAGACCCUAAUGUUCCAGACGCUAAUCAGAGAUGCCGCCAAUCACCAGCAAAUCUUGUACAUGUUUCGGUCCUGCCCCCAAAAAUGAAAAAAAAGAAAUUGGUCCAAAAUGUUUGGCAUUUUAGAUAGAUUUUGCUAUGUUGUUUUAAGACCAACUCUUUCUCGGGAAAAAAAAAAAAAAAAAAAAAAAAGAGCAUUUUCCUAAUACAACUCUGUGAAAUGGCUUGUGUCUCUUCGUUGUGCUCGGUAAAAAAAAAAAAAAAAAUCUUAAUGAAGCGUAGCAAUCGUGUCAUGCUGUUUGGCAUCUCAUACAUUUUUCUCUCAUACGUUCAGCGGCUUGAACAUGAGUAUUAUUUACACUCCACAAGUGCUCAGCUCAACUCUACCUUUGACUGAAAGGCAGUGUUGUUAAAAAUAGGAGAGGGCCAAGGGUCACCCCUCACACUUGGCUGCUUUCACGCUGCUUGCUGGAAUCAGGCUGUUAACAAACACGCCGAGGACAUCAACGGAAGCCCCAGUGGACUCACUGUUCCGCCGCCUGGUAGUGCUUGGCUCCGGCACAGCUCCCUGCGGCUGUUCUCCUGAGCAGCAGUCUAAUGAACUCCUGGACCAUCCUGAUCCCAGGAUGCAACAGAGCAGAUCACAUUCACAAGCGUGCAUAGACGGGCUUGUUCUGUCAGAAUGCCCCGUGGCCCCUAAUUGGCCAAUAUAGAAUAAAGGUUGCGCUAAACUCUACACUUAGUAGCCUGUAGUCAUGUAAUAGCAAAGGUCAAGAGCCUGUAUACGUCCCAGAUUUGUUUUUUGAAGAGAGGUAGGAAGUUUACUGGCUAGUCAUGUCAACACCUACAGUACAAACGCCAGUGAUGCUGUACUAGGAACAUCAUCCUCGGCCUCCAAUUUACUUCCUUGGACUCGUGAAUUAAGAAGGCGUUAACCACAUUCUCAUAACGUUGAUGAGAGACACACAAACAGUCCCAUGACUUGAUUUCUGACACCUGAUGUACAUACAUCCUGUAGACUCUGCAUACUUUCACAACAUGAAUUCGCAGUAAAUAUAUAGCUCACCAAAUAUAUACAAUUGUUUAAAAAUAUAUACAAUCGCCUAAACGUGCAUGCUCACAGGACUACAACAGAAAAGUUCUGCUAUUAAAAGUGUUGGCAACAAAUGUUCUCAUGAAUUUGUUGCGGCAUGUGAUUGUUAUGCUGCGCAGGAAGUUGAUGUAAAAAAUGCUGAAUGGAGGUUGGGGAAAUACCAGCUGAGAUGUAACCUGAAAUGUGUGUUAUGUGUGUUGAUCAUGUUCUGGAGGUGUGUGGCGACACAAGCGUUCCUGCUGUGCACAUUUGUUCAAAUGCUAUUCAGUGGAGAGCACUCCGAGGCUUUGCGUUGGUUUAAUGACGCCAGUGUUGCGAUCAAGACGCUAAAACUACCAGAGCAAUGUGUGGCUGCUUUACAUGUAGUUGAGCUGGUGACGUCAGUGGGCCAAAGUGCUCCAUGAAAACGAUAAAUUCAAUCUCUCAUUUGAAGCAUUUUUUAGUACGAGAAGAAAUCAUUCCUCUAAUUGUAUCCACUUUAGUCCAGUGCUCUUUCUGCUCAGUCCAAUGAGUUUAGUGCAGCAUUGUGAAAAACACAACGGCCACCUGAUUUGCACAUCAUUAGCAGAUUGAGCUCGAGCAGUUCUUCUCAUUCACAAUUGUUUUCACUUUUAAAUAUUCAUUUAUAUUCUAAAGGUCACCAAUAAGUAAAUAUCUCAGUAGUUCUGAACACUCCGUGAUAAUCUGAUGAUUGUGACACUGACCGUGUGUGAGGUAGACAUGGGUGGAUACAUCAAACAACCGUCCUCAUUUCUUGUUUUCACGUAUUUCUGAUCGGAACUGAUAACACAGUGAACGAUUUUCACUGAAAGGUCGUUAAUCACAGAUUAAUAUUUGUCAGUAGCAAACACUGCACGAACAAUGAGGCACACUGGAUCUGAUCUGAUCUUGUGAAUCUCCUCCUGGAGCGAAGCGCAACUCUAUUUAAGGAAACAAAAUGUAACAUAAAAACAAUCAUGAUGCUUUCUGAUUUGUGUUUUCUCUCUGUUUCUUUUUUUUUUUUCUUAAAUGAACUAUUCAUUGUUCUAACAGCUCACAUCCUCUCUAUUAAAUUGA